Molecule: messenger RNA, 759 nt
Organism: Ceraceosorus guamensis
Lineage: Eukaryota; Fungi; Basidiomycota; Exobasidiomycetes; Ceraceosorales; Ceraceosoraceae
Product: putative 60S large subunit ribosomal protein L20
Exons: 4
Coding region: 130-648 (172 amino acids)
Biological process (GO): translation
Cellular component (GO): ribosome; cytosolic large ribosomal subunit
Molecular function (GO): structural constituent of ribosome
Source: RefSeq, a predicted model, not a curated record
GCAGUCCGCUAGGCGAAGCACGGAGGGCCUAAAGGUCUGACGACUACGCAACGGGUUGUGGAUGAUGUCGUUGUUGCGCUGGUUAGAGAACGUCAAAAGCUGACCUGCUGUCACUCACUUGUACAGAAGAUGGCACGAUUCACCGAGUACCUGGUCAUUGGCCGCCACCUCCCCACGGAGCGCGAGCCUACCCCCAACCUCUACCGCAUGCGCAUCUUCGCGCCUAACCCCACUGUCGCCAAGUCCCGCUUCUGGUACUUCGUGCGUCAACUGAGGAAGAUGAAGAGGGCCACUGGUGAGAUUGUUGCAUGCCACGAGAUCCACGAGGCCAAGCCUCUCAAGGUCAAGAACUUUGGCAUCUGGCUGCGUUACAACUCCCGAUCCGGCACUCACAACAUGUACAAGGAGUACCGCGAAUUGUCCCGUGCCGAAGCUGUUGAGCAUAUGUAUCAAGACAUGGCCGCUCGUCACCGUGCUCGUUUUGCAUCCAUCCACAUUCUCAAGGUGUCCGAGGUGGAGAAGACGUCCGACAUCCGUCGAUCAUACAUCAAGCAGUUGGUCACUCCCAACUUGCGCUUCCCUCUGCCUCACCGCCGCCCCGUCGCUCGCAGCGUCUUCGCCGGCCAGCGACCCAGCACUUGGGCCUGAGCGGAUCUUCACGCCUGCAGCACUUGCAUUUGCUGGUUCUAGAUCCCGCUUUCGUUCAAAUUCACAGACGCAUCCAUUGACGUUCGUCACGUCAGUUGUACCCCACACGAU